Molecule: messenger RNA, 582 nt
Organism: Protopolystoma xenopodis
Lineage: Eukaryota; Metazoa; Platyhelminthes; Monogenea; Polystomatidea; Polystomatidae
Source: the annotation of a GenBank genome assembly
AUGAACUUUGAGGUCUUCGGUACCUCAUCGCUCAACUCUGACAAACUAGACAAAGACCCAAGUCAUCUGCACAACUGCACUUUUUGCUUCGAUGCCGGCCUCAAUCAAGCCUUGUUCAAUUCUUUGGCAGGGCUAAUGCGCAGACGUGCUACUACUUUUAAUCGACAGCUUCAGCAAAGGCGACAGCGAUACCUGAGUAGCGAUGACGAUGAGUUUUCGAGGGACCGGGCAGCUGGUUCUACCAUCGCUGGCGCGGCUGAAGACGAUGAUUUUUCCGAUGAUGAGUUGGUCACGGGUGAUAAUAGUCUUGUGGAUAAAGAAGCUACGGAUGGCGCUACUGCUACAGUGACGAAACCUGCAAGCAAAGGAGUGCCCUUAGGGACUUCUUUAGGACAACACUUGGAACCCCAGGGUGCCGAUGAAGAAGAUCUGACCACUGAAAGACAGCGAAGUCUGACGGCCCUACUUUAUCUGCGUGCAAUGUCAUUCUCAUUUGCCUUGACAGACUCCUUCAUGUCGCAGGCAAUCGAGCAUCUCGAGGAAGAAGGUGAAAAGCAAAGUAAAGAAGAGAGCGAGGAUUAG